Messenger RNA from Malus domestica (apple), 1765 nucleotides. Its product is annotated as aldehyde dehydrogenase family 2 member C4. The record is from RefSeq and is a predicted model, not a curated record. NCBI's taxonomy places the organism in Eukaryota, Viridiplantae, Streptophyta, Magnoliopsida, Rosales, Rosaceae. Gene Ontology annotation, molecular function: aldehyde dehydrogenase (NAD+) activity.
GCCCUCCCAUUCACGAACAAACGCAUCAGAGCCUCUCUUUCCUUUUUCCGCACAACAAACAGAGCAAAACGCAGAGCGAGAGGACCAAAGGAAACAGCAGCCAUGGGGAGUGAUUUCAACGGCACCUCUGCUUCCGACUCCUUCGUCAAGACUCCCACGAUAAAGUUCACCCAGCUGUUCAUCAAUGGCGAAUUCCUCGAUUCCGUUUCAGGUAAAACAUUUGAGACGAUAGAUCCAAGAACAGGGGACGUGAUAACCAGAGUUGCAGAAGGAGAUAAGGAAGAUGUUGACUUGGCUGUCAAGGCGGCGCGUGCUGCCUUCGACCAUGGCCCUUGGCCUCGCUUGCCUGGCGCUGAGAGGGGAAGGAUAAUGAUGAAGUUUGCAGACUUAAUUGACAAACAUGCAGAAGAACUAGCUAUCUUGGACACCGUUGAUGCCGGGAAGUUGUUCAGCGUUGGCAAGACCAUGGACAUACCGCAGGUAGCAGAAAUGUUACGUUAUUAUGCAGGUGCAGCUGACAAAAUCCAUGGAGAGGUGCUCAAAAUGUCGCGCGAACUUCAUGGUUAUACGUUGCUUGAACCCAUUGGUGUUGUGGGGCUCAUUGUUCCCUGGAAUUUCCCGAGCACCUUGCUUUUCGGAAAGGUCAGCCCUGCCUUAGCUGCUGGUUGCACCAUGGUCAUCAAACCUGCUGAGCAAACACCUCUAUCUGCAUUAUACUAUGCUCAUCUGGCUAAGUUGGCUGGUGUUCCUGACGGAGUGCUCAAUGUCAUAACCGGAUUUGGAAAGACUGCUGGUGCUGCCAUCAGCUAUCAUAUGGACAUUGACAAAGUCAGUUUUACUGGUUCCACCGAGGUAGGGCGCGAAGUAAUGCAGGCUGCAGCAAAGAGCAAUCUGAAGACAGUUUCACUUGAACUAGGAGGCAAAUCACCCCUUGUGAUUUUUGAUGACGCUGAUAUAAAUAUGGCUGCUGAUCUUGCUCUCUUGGGAAUCCUUUACAACAAGGGAGAAAUUUGUGUGGCAAGUUCUCGUGUUUAUGUUCAAGAAGGGAUUUAUGAUGAAUUUGUGAAGAAGUUACAAGAGAAGGCGAAAGAUUGGGUAGUCGGGGAUCCUUUUGAUCCUAAUGUCCGUCAAGGACCGCAGGUUGAUAAGAAGCAGUUCGAAAGAAUCCUAUCCUACAUUGAGCAUGGGAAGAAGGAAGGAGCCACAUUGUUAACAGGGGGCAAGCCUGUGGGCAACAAGGGAUAUUACAUUGAGCCUACAAUAUUUACUGAUGUCAAGGAUGACAUGCUCAUAGCCCAGGAUGAAAUAUUCGGACCAGUAAUGGCGCUGAUGAAGUUCAAGACAAUCGAGGAGGCGAUACAGAGAGCCAACAACACCAAAUACGGGCUAGCAGCAGGGAUCAUAACCAAGGACUUGAAUGUGGCCAACACUGUCUCGAGGUCGAUCCGCGCAGGCAUUAUUUGGAUCAACUGCUACUUUGCUUUCGAUCGAGACUGCCCUUACGGAGGGUAUAAGAUGAGCGGGUUCGGAAGAGACUUUGGUAUGCAGGGCCUGUACCAUUAUCUCCAUACCAAAUCUGUUGUCACUCCCCUUUUUAACUCUCCCUGGCUCUAAAUUAUGAUAUAAUCUUAAGGCUGGCAAAUUGUGCAACAAUAAUAAAACACCUAUAUAUAUGUAUAUGUUAUGUUGUAUAUCUGUUUCCUUUUGUUGUGGGAGAUUUUAUAUUUUAUUUACUAAUGGAAAAUACAGAAGUUUGAGUUUGAAA